Puntigrus tetrazona (Sumatra barb) is the source of this 3031-nucleotide messenger RNA. RefSeq names its product potassium channel tetramerization domain containing 5a (gene kctd5a). Bases 68 to 742 code for a protein of 224 amino acids. NCBI's taxonomy places the organism in Eukaryota, Metazoa, Chordata, Actinopteri, Cypriniformes, Cyprinidae. Gene Ontology annotation, cellular component: Cul3-RING ubiquitin ligase complex; cytoplasm. Gene Ontology annotation, biological process: proteasome-mediated ubiquitin-dependent protein catabolic process; protein homooligomerization. Gene Ontology annotation, molecular function: cullin family protein binding. The record is from RefSeq and is a predicted model, not a curated record. The transcript is spliced from 6 exons.
AACUCGCACACUUCCUGCUCUCGCUCAGUUCCAUCAUCGGUGAAGGCAGCGGGAGAGCAGAGGAGGGAUGGCGGAGAAGAGCCCUGACCCGAGCGGCUCGAGCGCUCGCAGGUGUCCCGCUCUUUCUCCCGGAGAGAGACCGCAGCCGUGUACAAGCGGCUCGUCCAAAUGGGUUCGUCUGAACGUCGGCGGCACGUACUUUCUCACGACGAGACAGACGCUGUGCAGAGACCCGAAGUCUUUCCUGUACCGCCUGUGCCAGGCCGACCCCGACCUCGACUCUGAUAAGGAUGAAACGGGUGCUUAUUUGAUAGACCGCGAUCCCACGUAUUUUGGUCCGGUGCUCAACUAUCUGAGACAUGGAAAGCUGGUGCUGAACCGAGGCCUAGCAGAGGAAGGCGUGCUGGAGGAGGCCGAGUUUUACAAUAUCACUUCACUGAUUAAACUGGUCAAAGACAAAAUCAGGGAGAGGGAUUGUAAGACAGCUCAGCUGCCCGUGAAGCACGUCUACAGAGUCCUGCAGUGUCAGGAGGAGGAACUGACACAGAUGGUCUCCACCAUGUCAGAUGGCUGGAAGUUUGAACAGUUGGUUAGUAUCGGCUCUUCGUACAACUACGGAAAUGAAGAUCAAGCAGAGUUCCUCUGCGUGGUCUCCAAGGAGCUGCACAAUCAGUCGUACGGCACAAACAGCGAGCCCAGUGAAAAGGCCAAGAUUCUUCAAGAACAAGGCUCUCGAAUGUGAAACAACUGUGUUUUUAUAUCCUCCGGUCCCGCGGUUGCUGGGCAAAACAACACGCACCAUAUCACAUCGAGAAAGCAUUUGUCGAGCGGAAUGACAACCUAUUUGGAAUGGAUGUCCUGUUUAGUUUUAGAUGAAUUGACACUUGUUUGUGCCUGCACAGUUAUACCGGACUGUUGUUUCUUGACAUGGGCGGAUCUAUCUGAAUUGUUUUGUUUGAAAAGGUAGGAAUAUGCAUGUCAUUAGUAAGCUGAGCAAAAAGGGCCUCAAUCACGCCUGGUCCAAUCAUGUUUACUCAGGGUCUCUUAUUGACUUUCACAAAAAUCAUGUCAUUUGUGGUCCAGUGAGCAAUUUUGUUAAAAUGAGAAAAAAAAAAAACUAAACAAAAAACAACUGUAUAUUAUGCCAGAAAGUUGAACCUCGUUGUUUAAAAUGAUGAUUAAGAGAGUGGAGUGUUUUUUUUUUUUUUUUUUAAGCAUAAGUAUUUUUUUUGAUUGAGAUUAAGGUGGAGAUAUAUAUAUAUAUAUAUAUAUAUAUAUAAAACGUUGAGAGAUGGUGGAUUUUUAUAGCAAGGAUUUUUGUUUUAGCAUGUUUGUAAGAACAGGCGGGAUUUGAUUUGAUUUUAAUAUUUUUGACUCACAUAGUGUUAGUAUUUAUACCAGAAGGGUGAAAGAACCUCUGUAACAGUUUGCCUCAAAGUUUCCUCACGUUUUGUGAGGUUUUACUGUUGCUGCCUUGAGUUGGUUAAAAACAGAACAGAAAAAGUUGUCUUCCAUCCCCACAUUCAUUCCACUUGGAUUUUGGAUAAACUGGAACUAUUUUUUUUGGUGGGGGGGGGGGUACUUUGUGACAGAGCUAUAUGUGAUUUAAUCGGAGAAUUAAGGCGACGCCACGAAGGCAUUGGGUCUGAUUUGUUUUGGCAAUACCGCUUCGAACAACGCUUUAUUUACAUGACAGCGACUGUUAAUUAGUGGCGUUGUAGGGCUUUUUUCUGGUAAGAGACGGAGACAGAACGGGCACUUCUAGAAGAGAAACAAAAUAAGUAAAUUACUUCUACAUAGUUUAACACUGCGGUUCUCGAUUUGCUUCGGUUUUAACUUUUUGAGAGUUGAAUCCAAAUAAUACGUAAUCCUGUAGUUUAUUAAAAACAUUUCGACAAUGUUGCCUUUAACGAACCUACACAAGAUCUGAAUUUCAUUUGGAAUUGUGGUCAGGGAAAUAACACAUCACUUUGCUAGGCUUCAAGCAUAUAUCUAUUUGACAUCGUGUAUAUAGACUAAAGAGCAUCAUACUCAGUGCAUGUUAUUUUUCCUAAUCCUCUCUCUCACACACACACUUACACACACACACACACAAAGGGCUUUUACUAGUGGAAUACAAGCUAUAAUUUUUUUGCAGAGAUUCAUCCGAUCUCUGAAUAUUGCCUGAUCGAGGCGAAGUUUACAUGGCUAGUAUUUUCUAAACAAUAAUACUACACGUUUACUUACCUUGACUAUGUGACAGCACAUUCUAGUUUGGUUUUCAAGACCUGUAUGUUUACAUAUCCUCUCAGUUACCUAGUUAGUUGACGUCAACCUUGUGUCUUAGCAGCUAGAGAGGAGGUUUGGAUCGGUAUCGGUGGAGUGUUAAGUCAGUGUCGUGGUGAGACGUGCCUCUGUUAUGACCUCCCAGGCUCCAGACAGCGCGCUGAAAACCCCCGUCGUCCAGGCCGGGACACUGGAGAGUGCUGGUCAUCACUGUGGAGGGCGCUGCAGCCCUUAAACGCAGUUUUAUUAUUCUUUUUUCUUUAUGUCCUGCCUCCAAGUUCUUGGUGGAGAAAGUAGGAUGCACACACUGAUGCACCGAUUUCACUUCUCCUUCAUGUCUGCUGGACUUUGUCAGCCACGGUCUACAUUUCAGCUGCCCGUUUACUUAAACUUGUUUCUGAUGGGCCCUGGUGAGUUUGUUGUUUUUGUUUUCCCAGAGGCUGGUGUCUCACCUUUUUUUUUUUUUUUUUUUCUCUCUCUCUCUCUCUCUCUCUCUCUCUCUCCAUGUAAAGCGUGCAAUCUGCAAAAUGUAUUUUGAAAAACGGGCAAAAGCAGACCGAGUUGUCUUUUGCUCCACUUUGUCACUGCUGUUCCUAUACUUAUUAUUAUCCUAUAUAACAUGUUUUUGUAUUUGUAUUUUUUUUAUGCUUACAAUUUGUGUAUUCACAUAGUAUAUUAUAUAUGUAAUUGCAAGUUAAGACUGGGGAAAAUGUAUAUUAUGGUAAUGCUAGAACCUGGUCAAACUAAAUAAACACUUUUGAAUUCA